GUGUGUGUGUGUGUGUAUGAUGAUGAUAAUGAUGAUGGUCAAGACUGACUAACAGUAGAAAUGUAAAACCAAAUUAUAGGCCUGAUUCUGUUUGAAUGUUAUCUGCCUAUUUCCUGUAACUUUUUACAUUGUGAGAAACACACAUUUUAUGUAUUGAGCCAUUCAUUCAAACACAGAAUUGAAAGUGUGUUCUUGUCUUUCCCAAAAUGGGAUGAGCACAAUGAUGCCUGUUUAGGUUUCAUCUUGUUCUUAGCUGUCGAAGGCCUAGUAAUCUGAAGCCUUAUGUAGUAGACAUGUAUGUGGAUGUACUUUGUAAAGCAAGGUACAGGGGAACAGAAAUUACAGUAUAUCAUACUCGUCAAACUAACUAUAGUGCUGUCCAUGAGGCUGAGGGACGGACCUCUUACUGAGAUGUCCACCGAUCUCCACCUAAUAGUUUUAAACAGAUCUGGGAAACCUGAAUGAUUCCUGACAAAGCAGCAUAUUUUUGUGUUAGAGAAAAAAAUAUAUAUUCAAAAAAAGAGUCGUUGUGUGCACUGAAAAUAGCCGUGGUGAAAAUAGCGUGCUGUGCUUGCUGUAACGCACAUAGUGUAUUAAUACUAAAUGUCAUCAGUUUAGCUCAGACAGCUGUGAUUAACAUGGGGGCCAUGGACAGGCUGUGUGGUUUCAGCAGACCUACAAGUGGUAGAAGGAUGCAGGGGACUCAAAUUAUAACCCCAGACCAUGCAAGCAAGGCAAACUGAAAAGCCACGUAUGUACAGGCCUACCAAAUUAAGAUUGUUAUACCGCAACCAAGUCAAACUGAUUGUUUGCCUUUGUUAAUGUUGAUUAUUAAACAAAGAACGCACUGUAUUUGGUGCUACGUAGCACAUCAAAACAUCAGAUAAGGUUAUAACAAUUCACAGAAAAUUCAACAUAGUCUUUGAUAGAGAUGAAGGAGAGGAAAAACAAUAGAAUACAUGGACAUCCAUAAUAAAGCAAAUUUGACUACAGGGUUUUUGGUUGUGUGUUAUAUUAAGCUUUGAACAACCAAGGGAAUAUAAUAAUCAUUCCGAAAUUAUCUUCAGUGCGAUUUGGAUCUUACUGUCUACAGUAUUUCAAGUGUCUGGUCAUUAUCAGACUGAUGCACUCUUCCGCUGUCCAAACCUACACAAGCCUGUCAGUAGAGGCUUGGCUUGUGUCCUCACUUUUCUUCAAGUUAAAACAGAGAUGUUAUGUCAGGGAGAGAUACCUGAGACAGAUAGGGCUGGUUUCCCAGACACUGCCUAGUCUUGGAUAAAAAAGCAUUCUCAUACUGUGUCCUGUAAACCAGACCAUAGGGUCAGGAGAGAGGGUCAUCUGAGUCUAGUAGCAGAGCUACUGUACACUGUACUCAUUGUGAAGAAGAAUAUUUUGGUGAGAAAAACACAUUUGGUCAGAAAAUAUUAUAUUUGCGAUUUCUCAAGAAUCCCCCCACCAACACUACUAUUGUCACAGGAGGUGUUUUAUCUCCUCUCCCUUAAUCUCCACAGCUGUUGCAGGAUUGCAAAAAGGAAGUGGCAUGAUUUUAUCUGUCCAGCUAAUCUACACACAGAUAAAACAGUUGUUUGGAUAGAAAUAUAGCAGAAUUCAUCGAUGUAUGUGAGUCAUUAUUUCAUUGAUAUGGUUAGAACUCAAGCUACUGGUUUGUUUUUUAAUUGACAUAUUUAGACCAGUUUAUUUGAAGGGAUAGCAUAGUAUAGGGAAUAACAGGGGUCCAAGUGCCGAACCUUGCUGAACACCAAAUCCAAUGUACACACUGAUACUGGUCUGAGAAGUAGGAAUUAAACCAGUUUAAAAUGUGAAAUGACAAUGUUUAGGUAUCUGGCAUUGAAACAUGCUAAACAUGUUUAAUAUUAUAUUUGUAAUAUUCAUCUAGAUUUCCAUAGUGUAUGCAAGGUAUAUGAAUAUGGAUACCUGCACUUUAGCCACACAAAAAAACACAUUUAAUUUGGUUGGCAAAAUUUGGUCACAAUGAGAUGCAAAGAUACUAUCCACUGACAGAUGAUGCUAUGCUAGAAGACUGACAGUUAAGACAGGCCUUGAAAUGAUUGGCUGGUUUGGGAGGUGACACAAUUGAGCCUUAAUAAAUGUGAGAUGUUAGAAUCUCCCCCUGACAAAUCACCAAUGACCAGGAACCGCCACCAGACACACUGAGAUGUGUACACCCACAAAGAUAUACAGAAGUCAAAAUAUCAGGUUCCCUUUUAAUUUUCAGUCAUUGAGUAGGGCUAUUUUAUUUUAUUUUAUUAGACAGAAUUUGAGUCUCAGAGAGUAGCUUGGCUUACAAGUGGAUAAAGUUGUGUAGGCAGAGGGAGACAUUUUGGGUUUCGUUUGGUGAGAGGAAAUUUGGUAAACGUUGUGCAAUGGUGCGGGAAAAGUUUUGAAAGAGUGUGAGAAACAAUUGCAAGCUAAGUGCCUGAAGUAGGUCGGUUCAAGAAGAAGCCUUCAUGUUGCAUCCGUACAGAAUGGAGGGGUACCUCAUCUCACCUGGUCCUCCAUCAGAAGACAUGUACGAACCCGACAUCUAUAGACAACAGAUGUCAGAAUAUUCAUAUCCGUAUGUCAUCGAUGCAGAGAGUCAAGGAGAUCACUGGGACUAUCACACCACUCAUCAUGCUCAUCCUCUGGACUUUGACAACCUGCCAGAGGGCCACUUCACUGAGCUCCAGAGUGUCCAGCAACUACAUCUACCCAGUAUGGCUCGUUACAGCGAUGUUGACACUCUCUCUCUGGACCCUGGCCUUGGGGGACACAACCAUGCCCUACCCCCACCGGUGCCAUAUUACCCUCGAGCCAUGGGCUACUUGCACCCCUCUCCUCAGACGAUGAGGAGCUCAGACGACGAGGAGCCAGGAGGCCGCAGCCCUCCACUAGAAGUGUCUGAUGAGGAGUGUCUGAGGGACCACAUCACCCACGUAACAAGGGGAGAAUUGGGCAACAAGAAGAAGAUCCGUCUGUACCAGUUCCUGCUGGAUCUGCUGAGGAAUGGGGACAUGAAGGACAGUAUCUGGUGGGUGGACAGGGACAAGGGCACCUUCCAGUUCUCCUCGAAACACAAGGAGGCACUGGCACAUCGGUGGGGCGUACAGAAGGGCAACCGCAAGAAAAUGACCUACCAGAAGAUGGCACGGGCUCUUCGCAACUAUGGCAAGACAGGCGAGGUCAAAAAGGUCAAAAAGAAGCUGACUUAUCAGUUCAGUGGUGAAGUGCUAGGGGGGAGGUCUCACUUGGAGAGGAGGCCAUAUUCCCAUUUGUAGAGGGAGAAACAUAGUGGAAGUCCUGAAGAACGGUAGAGUGAGAGAGAGAGAGAUAGUUAACUGUAUAUAGUAUGCAAGAUGGUUAACAAUGUAAUAACUAUUGUUUGUGUUCAAAUCAACAAUAACUGUUUUUGCUGCUCUUGUAAAAAGCAUUUAUGUGAACGUCAAAGCCAGUGUCUUAAUGGAAUCUGACAAUUAGCAAAUUUUGACUCAAUGAUUGCACACACACAUCUGGACCUUUUACAUUCCAUAGCACUUAGAAACAGGGCCGUUUUAAAUGAUACUGUCAAUCAUUAUCACCAGAAUGCUUACAGGAGUGGUAAUACAGAUGACCACUCGAAGUCCUCAGAGAUCUCCUUUCUUAAAGCUGUCUGUGUUCACCGACUUCUACGCACUGUUGGACUCACUGACCAUUGUGCACAUUUGACAUCGAUUAGACUUGGAUGCAAUGUAAACAAAGAAAAAGACUGAUAAAGAACUCUUUAGCAUUAAUGACAUUGAUUUGAUACUCUGAGAUGCACUGACUUUGGAAGAGCAAUUCGUGUUGCUUAACCUUUGCUGUAGCAGCACACAAACACAACAUAUUAUACAUAAGCUUUUGCUAAUCAGAAUUGAGUAUUCAGCCAAGCCGUGGUAUAAAGCUUGUAUAUUUGUAUGAUGGUACUACAUGUGUAUUACAUACUAACUCAUGUUAGCUCAAGACUUUGGGAAGUAAACCCUUCUGAACAUUGGGAGACUUAACCUGCAA
Messenger RNA from Salvelinus namaycush (lake trout), 4026 nucleotides. RefSeq names its product transcription factor PU.1-like. The coding region runs from base 2469 to 3278 and encodes 269 amino acids. The record is from RefSeq and is a predicted model, not a curated record. Gene Ontology annotation, biological process: cell differentiation; regulation of transcription by RNA polymerase II. Gene Ontology annotation, molecular function: sequence-specific DNA binding; DNA-binding transcription factor activity, RNA polymerase II-specific. NCBI's taxonomy places the organism in Eukaryota, Metazoa, Chordata, Actinopteri, Salmoniformes, Salmonidae. The transcript has 5 exons. Gene Ontology annotation, cellular component: nucleus.